AUGCAGUUGGAGGUGAUCCUUCAAGCUCUCAACGUUUCACGGUAUUUUGCAUUCGUCGCAACCACCAUUGCUAUCUAUGAUUGGAUGCUCCUUCUGAGGACGGAGGUCGAAUUGCUAGGAAGUUCGAGGAUGUCAAUUGGGAAGGUACUAUACUAUUUGACCAGAAUAACGACCAUCCCCGGUCUAGUCUACGGUGCUUACAGGCUUCUUACCAUUCGCGUCGUUGUACUCUACCAGCGUAGCUUAUUAGUGAAGACUAUUCUUUACCUCACCCUCGGCACCUGCUAUUUGAUCGCAUUUGGAGUUCUUCUCAGCUGUUUGAAUGAAAUAUCCAGUAACUAUCUAUGUAUUGCUCCUGACAUCCUCUUACGUGUUCCAGAGAAUACGAUCUACAUUCAACUGGUCGACAUUUGCGUGCCAGCAGGACUCAACUCUCGCGCCUCAAUUGUCUUUGAAGCCCCACUGGUCUUUGAGGGCGUCAUGUUCGGCGCACUGAUCUAUCGGGCUUCGGUUGACCUCAAGUCUCAGGGGUCGUUGGCAAUGCUACCGCUUUUGCGUGUCCUCUAUCGAGGCAAGUUCUGUCGAACCCUCGGUAUCACUGCUAAUCUACGGCUAGAUGGAUUUUUGUUCUUCGUCAUAAUGACUGCGGCUAGAAUAUGGAACAUCUACAAGUAUGUGAACCGACCGAUAUACGAGGCACUUGAAGGCUUGUAUUCACGCGCCUUGUCAACGGGCGAGGUCUAUGGUACCGGAUGCGACGCCAAGCGCGCCUCUUUGGCAAGAUAUAAACCGCGCAUCAAGAUUGAGCCAGGUGCUCUGGACGACUUGGGCCGUUUGAUCCCGAUGCAGCUGACAGUGGUGCUCCAAGCUCUCAAUAUUUCGCGGUACUUUGCGUUCGCAGGAGCUACCAUUGCCAUCUAUGACUGGAUCCUCCUUCUAAAGGAGGAGGUCGAAUUAUUAGGAGGCACCCGACCUUCGCUUGGGAAAAUAUUAUUCUAUUUGGCGAGGAUAACAACAAUCCCCGGUCUAAUAUAUGCUUCAUACAAAAUGAACACUUACGUCGGAUUGGUAGACAUAUGCGUCCCCGCAGAGCUCAGUUCGCGCAUACAAGUAGUUUUCGAAGCCCCGUUAGUCUUCGAGGGAAUCAUGUUCUCCACGCUGAUCUAUCGGGCGUGGGCUGAUUUGAAAUCCCGUGGCUCGAUGGGAAUGCUCCCGCUACUUCGCGUACUCUACCGAGAUGGUAUACUAUUCUUCAUUGUAAUGACUGCGACCAGAAUCUGGAACAUUUACAAGUACGCAAAACGGCCGAUAUACGAGACACUCGAAGGACCAUACAUCAUGUGGAGCAUCGUUUCGGUCCUCUCCUGCAGAAUUUACCUCAACAUCGUCCGUGCUGCACAGAACCUACAGCAAGGAACACGUCCGUCGCAGUGGAGUUCUAUGCGAGAGCAAGAGUAUUCUCUAUGGGAAUUCACAUCGUUCAGGCGGUCGGAUUCGAGUAUUCAAGUUCGAGAAGAGGGCACAUCAAGCGAUGGUAGAACCAUAGAUACAUGA
Molecule: messenger RNA, 1554 nt
Organism: Serendipita indica DSM 11827
Lineage: Eukaryota; Fungi; Basidiomycota; Agaricomycetes; Sebacinales; Serendipitaceae
Source: the annotation of a GenBank genome assembly